This is a messenger RNA of Daucus carota subsp. sativus, 1030 nucleotides long. RefSeq lists its product as uncharacterized. Gene Ontology annotation, biological process: vacuolar proton-transporting V-type ATPase complex assembly. Lineage: Eukaryota; Viridiplantae; Streptophyta; Magnoliopsida; Apiales; Apiaceae. Bases 68 to 781 code for a protein of 237 amino acids. The transcript has 7 exons. The record is from RefSeq and is a predicted model, not a curated record.
UAUAACAGAAAAGUUAUUAUUGUUACAGGGCCAUGUUUUGCUUGCAGAAGAGAGACAGAGAUCUGGAAUGGAGGGGGUGAUCGAUUUAGAUACAAAAAUGGAAGAUUCUAAGCAUCAAGACGUUGAAAUAGAAGAAGCCCAAGUCGAAAGCAGCUGCUCAGAGGCCCAAUUAUUACCCAAAGAUGAGACUGUUUUGGAGCUUCUUGAUUCCAUUAACAAUUAUCUUCUUCUCAUGGAUUCCUUGUCCUCCAAACUCCGUGAUGGAUGGUUUGAACUGGCAGGUGCUAGACAGUCGAUGGGUUCUUCACGUGUGAGCAGUGCGUUGUUUGACCUCAAGUACCACCAUGCUGCAACAUUAAUGGAAGUAGAUCAUGGUGAUGCUGACUCCAAUCUGAAGCAACCACAUUUUACCUUACACAAAUGGCUAUCAACUGAUAAUCAAGAAUUUAGCCCCGAGGGAGGAAAAUUUGAGGAAGAUGAGUUGUUACAGCGGAAAUCUAGCAGUCCUCAUAGUACUGAAGAACAUCAGGAGAAACGGUCGGAAAAUGGACCAGAAGUUCUUUCAUCACCGAGUUCUCCAUAUACGCCCAACAGCAAUAUUAAAAAAGAGCGAGCAAAAUCGCUGUCAAUGUUUGGAACUCUUGUGUCUCCUAAGUUGAGGGAUGCCCAACUUUCGUUUGAGACAGUUUUGGAGACUCUUCAAGAAGUAGCAAAUGUGCGAUCAUCAAUGUUGGCAGCUUAUGAGCAAGUGCUUAAAGAGAUUGAAAUUUCCAAAAUAUGAUGGGCAUGUGCAAUCCUGAUGACAGGGUUGAUUAGAACCAAUAAUUAUUACGAAGUUGUGUUUGUGGGAUAAUUCCUAUUUCCAGAAAUCAAUAGGUAUAGAAGUUUUACUGGUUUAGUUCAUUAUAUUGUAUUUUCUUGCAGUGUGCGAGUAGCUGCCUUCUUAUCCGUUCACCGUGUUUUAUGAAAUUGUACGAAUAUUUUAGUGCCCAUUCAUAGAGUGCGCUUUUGCAUUUCUUUUUUAGCUUUA